GAGAUCUCAGACCAGGACGUCCAGGACCUGGUUAUGAAGUCUAUCGGACGUCUGACUCUGAUCAGACAGACCUUCCCCCUGCACCAGAACACCAGCCAGCGCUGCGUCAAGCACAACCACCGCAUCAACACCUCCCUCUGCGACACCAAAGACCCCAAGGCUCAGACACUGGAGGUAACACACACACCAAAGCUGUGUACCAAAUGGCACCCUAGUCCUUAUAUAGUGCACUACCUUUGACCAGAGCCCUAUCAAAAGUAGUGCACUACAUAGGGAAUAGGGCAUCCGCCCACUUUGCCGCCUCCCCUUCCCCCAGUCACACAUUCUAAUUAUCUUAUAGCUGUUAAUGGCACCAACGUUGUCGCCCUGCGCCCUGAGGCUUGUGUUCUCCUCCCAACAUCCUAAUUAAUUUUUGGGAAAGUGGGCCCAUGUUUUGUUUGUAUCAAACAUCAUAAUUCAUCGCAAUAUUAUCAUGGAAAUGUGGCAUGUCAUUUCUCUGUUGUUAUUUAUUUUUUGAAAUGUGUCCCGGGGCAGCAAUAUGUGUAUAUAAUCAUUUUUGUGCCCUAUAAUCUUACUGUAUGUUCUACGUGUCAAACCACAAUAUGAAAUGUAAUUAAUAUUCCGUUGAUUUAUGUGUGUAUGUAGAGAAGCCUAGAGGGAUAGAUCUUGUGAAACUUAAAAUGUAACUUGCAUUGACAGGUCAGUGAAGGGACUGAAUGAUGGUGUUACAGUGACAGAGAUGGACAGCUUGUAUGAAAUGUUGAGAGACACUGUUCUUAGUCCAGUGAAUGACAGAUUCAGGGAGGUACACAUUGUGCCCAUUGCUUCAGGUUAUAUCAGUGACACAUAGAGACUGUGCUUAGUAAGACACAUAGAUUUUGUUCAGUAAAAGACUGACAGAUCAGACAGACAGACCGAUAAACCUUUCAUACAGAAAGGCAGGCAGGAAGGCAGGCAGGCAGGCAGGCUUGCUGGCUGACACAGACAAACAGACAAGCAGGCAGACUUGCAGACAGACAGACAGUGUUGAGUGUGCUGAGGGGACAGACAGAGAGCAGGGGCAGUCAGUGGAGGACAGUGUGUGCCUGGUGCAGUUAGGCCUGUUUUGUCUGUCAGUGUGGAGCCAGAGCAGCUCAGCGGUCAGGAGAGUGGCCCAGAAGAAGCCCAAUUUCACACUGCGCUGGAGCACAUCAUCUGGGUUUGCCUGACCACACUUUCUCCCCCCCUCACACACACACGCGCACACAGUCUUGUAUAACUAACCUUGUGGGGACACACAAUUCAGUCCCAUUCAAAAUCCUAUUUUCAAAAUCCUAACCCUAAAACGAACCCUUAUUCUAACCUUAACCCUAACCUAAACCUUAAAACCUAACCUUAACCCUAACCCUAAACCUAACCCUAGCUCCUAACCCUAACCCUAAAACUAACCCUAGCUCCUAACCCUAAACCUAAUUCUAACCCUAACACUAAUUCUAACCUUAACCCUAAACACCCUAGAAAUAGCAUUUGACCUUAUGGGGACUAACAAAAUCCCAGUUGGUCCAAUUUUCGUUUGUUUACUAUUCUUGUGGGGACUUCUGGUGCACGCACACACUCCCUGCCCUCUCCUGGAUUGCAGCGCUCAGUGAUCACCCAGCCUCUCACAGGAGCCAAUCUCAGCAGGCAAGCCACUGCCACUCCUCACGCUCCCAGGAUUUACAUGACCACCAGAUGUUGCCCUUUAACCCAGCUUUGUUGUCAGCCCCCACCCUCCCCCUAAACCUCCCACCCACCACCACCACAUAGAUACCUCCCCAGCACGCACGCACGCACACACACACACACACACACACACACACACACACACACACACACAAACACACACACACACACACACACACACACACUCUCAAUAGCUGUUUAGCUCCAGUGCAUCCACUCGGGCAUUCCAGCUACCCAGGCCAAACCAACCCUCCAUCGCCCCUCUCACUCUACAAACCAUUCAUUUCACACAAGUCAAAGGCUUAUUUUUCUUGCUGUGGCUGAAAAACACAGACGCCCAGGAAUAACAACAGUGUUUCUUCAGAGUCAAGAGGAUUCACCGUCAUGCUGUUUUUCUCUCAUCGGGUUGUUGCUCUUUUUAUUCUGUCUGUGGAUCGGUCCCUGUGGAGCAGUUAGGGCACUGGGAACUUUGUCAUUUUCCAAAUACAUAGUGCUCAGACAGUUCAUGUUGGGCAUUUUUUGGAGCAUUUACCUUAAAGCUGAAAAGUAAUAAUAAUUGUCGCAACCCAGUACAAACACAUCCUGAUCCCUCAUUACUAGUGUUUUUGCUUUGGAAUGGCGAGAACAGAAAAGAAAAACACACGCUUACAGAGCUCCAGCCAUUUUGUACGAGUCAUUUUGUGUGUUUUCAUCUAGCGUCCCACUCAAUGUAAUUGGUAUUGUCUCAGAUAGUCUGAGUCUGUUCCAUGUGUGUGUGUGCGCAAGUGCAUGUGUCUGUGUGUGCGCGUGCGUAUGUGCACAAUUGUGCCUACGUGUGUGGGAUGAAUGGAACUAAAGCACCAUCCAUUUACACUGCAUAGUAGUGCCACGCUUAACGUUCUGUAGCCAUGCAUCCACCAUGCAUAGGUUUAAAUGAUCUGAACAUUUUCUCUGUGAAUAUCCGCAGCAUUUAAACCAUUAUUCCUAAUCAUUAUUAUUGUUAUUAUUAAUGAUGUGGUUGGAAGCAACAGCACAAUCACCCAGCAUACUAAAACAGGAGUUGUGUUUUGCAUGGGAGCCUGUUUGCAUCCCAAAUGGCAUCCUUUUCCCUAUAAAGUGCACUACUUUUGACCUGGGCCCAUAGGGGAACCCAUUGGGCUCUGGUCAAAAGUACAGGUAACUGCCAAAAUAAAGGAAACAGCAACAUAAAUUGUCUUAAUAGGGCGAUGGGCCACCACAAGCCAGAACAGCUUCAAUGCACCUUGGCAUAGAUUCUACUAGUGUCUGGAACUCUAUUGGAGGGAUGUGACACCAUACUUCCACAAUAAAUUAUUUGUUGAUGUUGGUGGAAAACGCUGUCUCAGGUGCCGCCCUAGAAUCUCCCAUUAGUGUUUCAUUGAGUUGAGACCAGACGGCCAUGGCAUAUCGUUUUCAUGCUCAUGAACCCAUUCUGUGACCACUCAUGCCCUGUGGAUGGGGACAUUGUCAUCAUAUGGGGACAAGCCAUGGUAGCCAAAAUAAUGGCCUCCCAGCAUUUUUAUACAUGACCCUAAGCAUGAUGUUAUGUUAAUUGCUUAAUUAACUCCGGAACCACACCUGUGUGGAAGCACCUGCUGAAUAUAUACUUUGUAUCCCUCAUUUACUCAAGUGUUUCCUUUAUUUGGGCUGUUACCUGUAGUGCACUAUGUAUAGAAUAGGGUGCCAUUUGGGUUGCAGAACCUGUCAUAGCGCUGAUGCAUUGUUGACCUUUCUCGGCUGGAAAAGCCUAUGUCAGGGAGAUGCCACGCUCGUUCCUCAUUCCCAGUGGGCGCUGGAACGCGGCACUCGAUAUUGUGUCAAGUGUGCCUGAGCGUUGUAGGUUGAAUAAACGACGGCAAAUCUAAAUGGCCACUCUCUACUCUAUUUAUUACAUUCUCAUUAAAACGGAGACAACACUCCUGCUAAAUCACAGCGCGAUCAAUCAGGGCCCGAAUUUACUCCCCUCUCUCUGUCUCUCCACAUGCAUCUUGGUGUGUGCCAAAUAGCAUCCUAUUCCCUAGUGCACUACUUUUGACCAGGGCCCUCGAAAGUAGUGCACUAUAUAGGGAAUAGGGUGUCAUCAUUCUUACCCCUUAAAAGGAUGCAUGUGGUGCGAUUUGUGUUGUGGAGCUUUUAAAGGCUGAACUUAGACAAAGCCGCUGAGAAAUGUUAAAGCUGCUUGAAUCAUUCUAGGGCCUUUUCCCUUUACCAGGAACCGGGAGCAGCCUGGAUGUGUAAUGCAAACAGUAGUUAGAGGGGCUGUUUUACCGAGGACAUCAGAGAUGUAGCUACAAAUGACAGGUGUUAGGUGUUGCUUCUUUACUGAUGAUCAAAGAACUGUUGAAAUGAUGCGAGCGCGCGCAUACAUUUUCUAUUCAAAUGAUGCCAGCCGAGGCUGCCUGCUCCUUAUGAUCACGGCAUGUUUCACUGCCAGCCGUCACAGCAGCUUUCAGAAGGGUGCGGAGCUUACUUAGGCUGCAUCCCAAAUUGCACUCUACUCCCUAUAUAGUGCACUACUUUUGACCAGGGCUCAUAGGGCUCUGGUCAAAGGUAGUGCACUUUACAGGGAAUAGGGUGUCAUUUGAAACAUAGCCUUUGGGUUUCUACACCGAGGAACAUGAAUAUACACAUAAUCUUGGUUCACUUACUGCAAUACCACUAGAAAAGUCUGCUGUGAAUCUCUCUUUCCAGUUCCCCUUUUUCUUUUGUCUCACCGCUAAGGUUUCCUUCUCCCCUCUGACUAUCUUACCCCUUUUCUUUUGUUCCACUGUUAAUAACUUCUCCCUCCUUUUCCGGUCAGUUUUUUCCCUUUCUUCCUCUUUCUCUCGUUAAUGUUUUGUCUCACCCUGCUCUUCUUCUGCGUCCUCCCUCUCUCCCGCUCUGCUGUUGCAAGAUAACCAACCGCUACAUCUACGACACGGUGCUGCUAUUGGCCAACACCUUUCACAGGAAACUGGAGGACAGGAAGUGGCACAGCAUGGCCAGCCUCACCUGCAUCCGCAAGAACUCCAAGCCCUGGCAGGGAGGGCGCCCCAUGCUAGACAACGUCAAAAAGGUAUUGGUCCAUAUAGGGCAGGUCAAUUCAAAACCUGGACUGAUUUAUACCUGGGACACCAGGUGGGUGCAAUUACUUAUCAGGUAGAACAGAAAACCAGCAGGACUCCGGACCUUCAGGCUCGGAUAGGGGUAUACUUAGGGACAGGCGUUUUUCUUGAAUAUAACGACGGCUGUCAGGUCACGGCGAGGUCAUGACAAACGCCUAGUUCGGAUUUAUUCUGUAUUCAUCAUAUUAUGCACAUCCAUAGGAUACACAUCCUCUGUAGCUCAGCUGGUAGAGCACGGCGCUUGUAACGCCAAGGUAGUGGGUUCGAUCCCCGGGACCACCCAUACACAAAAAAAAAAAAAAAAAAAAAAAAAAUAACUUUAUGCACGCAUGACUGUAAGUCGCUUUGGAUAAAAGCGUCUGCUAAAUGGCAUAUUAUUAUUAUAUUUAUUAAAUAUAUGUAUGAGAUUGUAUUUGCAUAUCCUGUAUAAUGCUUGGAGCGAGGGAUGGAAAAUGUUGUUCACAAUAUGAUAGGAAUGAUGAUAAAUCUGUGUAAAGAAUAUGUCAAGCAAGAGUGGCAUGGACUUUGUCCCAAAUUACACCCUAUUCCCUAUGUAGCCCUAUGGGUCAUAGUCAAAAGUAGUGCACUACAUAGGGAAUAGGGUGCCAUUUGGGACACACAUAUGUUCAGCUGUUUUCAGCUGUUUUCUGUUAUUACAUUACCUGUCAAGGUGCUAUGCUGCUGUAGAUCAUAUGCACACCACAUUAUGUGAAAGACAAGUGAUUCUAUUGACAGACAAGGGAUAGCCCUUCAAUGGCGGAACUCAUCCCUUCUGUCUCCACUUUUCUCUCAGAGGAGACCUUUUAAAUGGAUAGGGAGAUAUGGACACUGUCUGGGGCAUUGAAAAACACCCUGUUGGGGUUGUUGUUGCCGUGUUGAGGCGACAUUGUGCUCUGCAUAGCUACUGUGUUGGCGUAGGAGGCUAGGAUGUGAUGUUAUCACCUUCUCCAUCCCUGUGGCCUUUGCCCCUGGGGGGUGGACUGUACCUGUCGCCAUGUGUCUGCACACACACAUGGGCUUGUACGCGCACACACGCACGCACGCAUGCACGUACCCCCACACACACAGUACACGCACUCACACAAACACAAACACACACACAAACAGUGGCGUCCUCACACCCUGCCCUCUGCCAUGUGCUGCGUGAGCGUUCAGUGAAAGCGACACUGGCCCUGCUGUAGGGAAGGUGAGCCUGCAAAAGCCACGUCCCAUUGAUUCAGUCCCUCUCCAACCAGCCCUGGGACUCUGCGUGUGUGUGAGGUGUUCUUUCCUCCUGUUUUUAAUGGUAAUAACUGCGUAUAGGUGACGUUAAUGUGGCGUGAACCUUGUUAUUUUACUGUAAGCCAACGAUGUAAUGGGCCAAUGUUUCAUUCCCUAGGGUGUCCUCACUGGAUCACUGUUCUACAGCUUCAUUAGGGGAACUGGCUGUUUAUUGGCUUUUCAAUGUGUGCGUUAAGGUGAACUCGCCCGGAUACUGCUCAUCAGCUCUCAUAAUUGGCCGGCUAAUUAUUCCUGUCAGCUCGGUAUUGGUGCAAUACAUUCACAACACUUAUCUUUGUGUUAAUUGCACCUCCUGUGUAAUUGCACCUGCUGUAGAGGACGAUAUAACAGACAGGUGGUAAAGAGAGAGUGUGGGGGGGGGGGGUGUUGAGGAGGGUCUCUGCACUCAUUUGUGAUGUUGGAGAGAUGAAAGGCUAUGUAUGGUGUGACACUUUGUUUGUGGCAGCCAAGGCCCUCUCUGGUGAAAGGGGUUUGUAAGCCAGCUUUCGUUUAGCAAAAGAGGCCCCAAUAAGAGUUGACUAACAACAGACAAUUAUUAUCAUUAUGAUAAUGUAAUGGGUCGCAUGCAGAUGAAUAAAUCUGUUUCCCAACGUGGGCGGACUCGUUGUUGCUCGGGGCUGUCACGUUCUCGAACACAGCGCCGCAGACUGUCCUCAGUGCAGGUGCACUGCAGGCUGAAUGAUGAAAGGGGCGCGAGGGGAGCGAGACAGAGGAUUUGUUGAUUCAUGACCUCUGCACACAUCAAUGGAAAUAUCAAAGCGAGAGGGAUUCUCUUCAGAAAUCCCCACGCUUACCAACCAGGUCAUCACUUCUCAGUGUCUAGGCUGGAGGAUUGAUGAUGUCUUACUACUUAUCUAUCACCUAUUUCUUCCAUUGGGCUCGUGAAAUAGCAGAUAUAAUUAUCCAGUGUGACAAGAGACCUUUUAUAUGAGACAUUUUAAACGUUUUAUAACUUUUUCAUAGACUACAUUCAUUGCAGUGUGUUUGACCUCACUAAUCAUGUGUACGGUGUCCAUAUUAGGAUAGACUCAGUCUCAUCAGGACUUGUUUCGAUCUCAACAGUACUAAGUGCUUUGUCCAUUUUGACAGCACUCUGACUUUGUGUCUGUCCCCUACAGUCUGGAGUGAGUGGUCUGACCGGCUUCCUGGAGUUUACCGACAACGGAACCAACCCCAACAUCUACUUUGAGAUCCUGGGGACCAAUUAUGGCGAGGACAGGGGGAGGGGUGUCAUCAAG
Coregonus sp. 'balchen' is the source of this 7321-nucleotide messenger RNA. The record is from the annotation of a GenBank genome assembly. NCBI's taxonomy places the organism in Eukaryota, Metazoa, Chordata, Actinopteri, Salmoniformes, Salmonidae.